Molecule: messenger RNA, 1419 nt
Organism: Rhinolophus ferrumequinum (greater horseshoe bat)
Lineage: Eukaryota; Metazoa; Chordata; Mammalia; Chiroptera; Rhinolophidae
Gene: CXHXorf58
Product: chromosome X CXorf58 homolog
Exons: 9
Coding region: 1-1269 (422 amino acids)
Source: RefSeq, a predicted model, not a curated record
AUGUCGCUGGCAACGGCGGCUCCGGCGGGGUCACCCCAGCCUCGGCCCCGCCCACUACAGAGAGGCGGCUACGGCGCUGCAGCGCGUCGCGCCUCACGCGGCGGGCGGACUCAAGCCCCGCCUCCCAGAGGCUCCGCCCCUGCGCCGGCGGUUGCUAGGCGGCCGGAAAGCGCCAGCUCAGUGUGGGCGGCACACUGGGGCGCGAGAAGGGAGGCGCCGGGCGCCGCGCGGCUCUGGGAAUCGGCUUUCGCUGCGGUGAUUGGGCGCCCGGCGGCGUGGGCUGGGAAUUCUGUGCGCGGAGGUUGCCGGGCGGGGGCGCUCGGAGGGCCUCCGGCGUCUUCGAAAGCCCGGCAGGCCGAAACCGCUGACCUCGGGGGCCUGGAUUUACCUCACAAAAGAACUCGUGAAGAUAUUUCAGCUCUAACGAUACAGAGAGCAUGGGUGUCUCAUCUGAACAAAACAACAUUUCGACUCCUAAAGCAAACAAUUUGUGCAGCAGAACAUUGUGUGACACAUGAAAUAGUGAAGAAAGUGAGCCCCUUAGAGGCUGAUCUUGUUAAAGAUCCAAGCAUGAAGUGUAAAGUUAAAUUCAGAUUUGGUGGCGAAACAUUUCCACCUUUCAUCGUGUUUAAAAUUUUUCUUCAUACUGAAGGCCGUGGUUACAAGUAUUUCAGCGGAAAAAAUAUGUUAAAGCCAUCAAGUAAGGCAGCAGUUGAUGCUUACACAAUAAUGGGGAGAAAGAAAUUUCAUGAUCAAAUUAUGGAAGAUGAACAUCUUUUCCGAAAGUUCAAAAUAACUGAUGAAUUAGAUAUUGUCACCCGGAAAGAUUACAUACAAUAUUCCAAACUUCUGGAUGAGACCCCUGCAUCUUCUGGUGGCAGAAAUAACUGUUGGAGAAUAUUAGACCUCAAAAACAUUCCCGCGACAAUGAUAAUGUAUGACAUAGUUGACUACGCAGAGUCUGGAGUAAUUUCAAACCGUCUGCAAAAAGAAAUGAAAUAUCUAUCACAGAGACCAAGAACAGAAGAGAUGCGUCAGGACCAGCUACGGAUUGUUUCUGAAGUUAGGCAUUCUUCAUCCCCAUCAAUUUGUCAACCUUUACAUCGACCUUACCAACAGCAAACUCAAAUUAAACAUCUGGGUCGUCGAUCUAAGCAAGCUCAAAUGAAAGUUGAAAAAAUGAGAAAAGCUUAUAAGAUGGCUAAAGAAAUAAACGCUUCUGUGGGAACUGAACCGCAGGAACAACAGGUACAAAGGAACAACAGAUGACUGUCUUCUCCACCCCCUCUUUUGACAUUGUGAAAAUUAAUGAACUCAAGUCAGAUGACAAAUUGGAAAAAAAGGAAAAGGGAUUAUUUGCCUGGUGUCAAGACUUGUAUAUUCAUCAUUUUCCAUCAUGUUAAUGCACAGCUAAUUGAC